This is a messenger RNA of Colletotrichum higginsianum IMI 349063, 2268 nucleotides long. RefSeq lists its product as uncharacterized. The record is from RefSeq and is a predicted model, not a curated record. Lineage: Eukaryota; Fungi; Ascomycota; Sordariomycetes; Glomerellales; Glomerellaceae. Gene Ontology annotation, cellular component: extrinsic component of endoplasmic reticulum membrane; endoplasmic reticulum palmitoyltransferase complex. Bases 1 to 2268 code for a protein of 755 amino acids. Gene Ontology annotation, biological process: protein targeting to membrane; peptidyl-L-cysteine S-palmitoylation. The transcript has 3 exons.
AUGCUGGGACUGUCAAUCUCGGCCAUCUCCAUCCCCCCCCUGAACACCUUCUCCACCCUUCUUCCAUCACCCGCCUGCACAUCGUCGCUCAAUCGGGCGCAUUUAUUCACCAAUCCUUAUUCAUUGUCGCCCAUCACCAACUGCAACUGUGCCUGCGCUUGUAUCCGUACUUGUGCCUGUAUCUGCACCACCACCACCUCGCGUCCGCCUGCAGUCGUCGCUCUUCGGUCCAAGGCGGCCAGGACAACCACCUCCAACACUCCCGGCACCACCACCACCACCACCACCGCCAGUGGCCGCAUUGCCCACGCUCGCAUUGAAGAGACCACCACCGUUCGAGCAAAGACCAAAGCUGCAGUCCGAGCCACUGUUGUCGCUGCAUCCGUCUCUUGCUGCACCUGCACGACUUGGGCUUCGCAUUUCUUUGUCCGAGUCCCCACACAUCACGCAGCAAACCUAAUCGCCCUGCUGCGCGACCCGGCUUUGACCCUCCAACGACGCAUCUCCCCCAGUCACAUCCGAGUCUCACCCUCCUCCUUCUCCUCGUCUUCCUCGCCCGCCUUCUCUUACUCACUGCGGCGCCGACCUCCUCAACCACUCUUCAGGUUCCGCCCGAAAACGCCGCUGCUGCCGCUCAAAGAGGCCCUGGCGAUCUCAAAGAGCCUGGCCCGGGCGCUGCUGCAAACUCCUCUUCGUCGACAAGUCCAAUUCCCCACCGUGCCCCGCCGUCGUCCUCGCGGCGGCCUUCUUCGAACCAUUCUUCCCACGGCUUCCCACGCGAGCAGCACGUCUUCGUCACCGGCCACCGUAGAUGCAUCCGUCGCAAACACUCGCCUCGCCACGCUUUCGCAGCAGCCCGCUUAUCCCGGCGCCUCCCCCGACCUGCAACUUCCUGUAGCCGCUGCCGCCGCCGCCUUGCCCCAAGCUCGCUCUCCAUCCCUGCUCCGCCAAUACGACCCUAAAGAAUACUUCCUGCAGUCUCCCUUUCGGAAUCGUGCAGCCUCCUCUGCUGCCCGUCGACUUCCUCACCUCUCGGCCGCUCGUCUCUGGAACCCGACCAACUCCACCCCCAGGCUUCCCGACAAGCCUGUCCGCAAACGACGCCCAUCGACGCCGCCCCCGCCCGCCGUUCCGCUAUCUCACCCGACCCUCGAUCCAUCCUCCGUCGACCCUUCCGACCCCCUGGGAAUUGGCGCCGGCGACUAUCCGCUGCUGACCCUUCCCGAGCAGCGCCAGACCCGACACUCGACCUCUAAUCGAGGCAGCCUCCAGGUCGAUCGGACCGCCAACGCCGAACAUCGCAUCAGCCUUCCGCCCUCUGUCCGUCACUCGUACGACGGCAGGAGGUCCGCCGAUCCUUCCCCAACCUUUCCGGAUCCCGACUCGGGGCCCGCUGACGACAAAGACGGAAUCUCGGUAGAACCUCCCGCCGACAAUCGACUCACCGGCCUGCGGAAGCGCGGUCAGAGUGUUUCGAACCCUCUGGUCCGAGACUUUGCCAUCACUCUCGACAUCAACAAGGGAAAAGGAAAGGCAGUCAUGGAGCAGGCUACCGAAUCCCCAGGGCGAGGCGCCUCCAAGGAUUUAGAACGAGGUCCGGACGUUCUUCCGCGUCAUUCCAAUGUCUCGGCUGGCGAUGGCAUCGGCUCGGCCAUUUCUUCUUCAGACUCGUCCAUUAUGGGAGAGGAACUGCCGCCGGAUUUGGGCGAGGAAUGGGGCCCGCAGCACCCUUGCUUUCCCCAUCUGAACCCUCACGUCCCUCUAGACUCCCCUGAGUAUCACAACACUAGAAUCAUCCGAGUACGUCGAGACUGGUUAAUAGAAGGCGAUCUGGCCCCGACGUUUUCCAAUCUUUACCCCGAAAUCCUGGAUCCGGCGGGCCUGUCAGAGCAAGAAUUUCGAAGGAUUAUCGACAAAUUGAACAGCGAGCUCAUUCCCAUCUUCAGCCCGUACAAUUGGAGAAACGUGGUGGACGGCUUGCUGGGUCUUGUGACGGGCUGGUUGUGGGACGACUUGGGCUUCACCGGCGUCAAGGCUCGGCUGAAGCGCCUGGAACGCUGGAUUGAUCAGUGGAAUGUCGAGAUGGAGAAGACUGUCGGCAAUGAGGACAGCUCAAUGGCGCCUCGCAUCAUCUCCCUGAGGAAAACCGGCUAUAUGACGCUCGACAUUCAAAUCCCAGAUCCAGAAAUCGCCCCGGCCCCCAGCACACCUGGGGGCUCGAGGUCCGAAAACAUGCCAAUGGAGCCGCCGGCUGCCGUGACGGCCUGA